Molecule: messenger RNA, 5195 nt
Organism: Megalopta genalis
Lineage: Eukaryota; Metazoa; Arthropoda; Insecta; Hymenoptera; Halictidae
Source: RefSeq, a predicted model, not a curated record
CUUUCUAAUAUUUCGCUCGCAUGGAGUGACGAAACUUGAGAGAAAGAACGUAUAUUUAAUAGCGAUGAUGCAAGCGCCCUCACUUCCCGUUGCGGGGAACUACGAAAUGCAGAUCGACCAAUUACAAUUGCCGAUUUCCACCAUGCUUGAAAUUAUGUCAAUGUCCCGCCGUUAUUCUUCCUUGGAGCGUCGCAGCUGCUGUACAUUCCUCGUGAAAAAUACUUCGCUUCAAUGGGUAUCACCAGAUUCCUUCAAAAUGGGUCAUUAUAACCUUGUCUGUUUUGGGGUUGAUGGGGAUUCUUGUUCAUUCUUGUUGGGUACAGCUGGCUAUUUAACAAAUCGAAGUCCCAUUCGAGUCAAGAUCAUCGAUGAGGUGAAUCGCCUAUAAGAAACAGUUAUCGCUAGAGAUCGAAGGUAAUUGGAUGGCAGUGGACAGCGAUUCGAAAUUCGGCGGGAACGCGGUCGGUGGGCGUCAGAUUGGAGAUGGAAGCGCCACCAGGCGAAGGGAUUCGAAAGCAACGACGCGACGCGUUCGGUGCGGAGCGUUGGUCGUCGUCGCCGCCGCGCCGUUCCCCUCGGAACUUAACCGGACAGUAUGGCUUCGGCUGCCGGUCGGUUCGCGUUGGUGGUGCAGAUCCACAGUGCGACAGUGCGUCGUCGGUCGCGGGUGUGCGUGCUACAGUUGUCGGGAUCGUGAACACACAAUCCUCGAGGGCCCUGGGAACGUGACAGAGGACGCGAGUGCGUCGAUACGUUGCACCGAGCGCAGAGGGUGGCCACCAACACGGCAGAGAUGCGGCGAAAUGUGAAAAUUGUGUUGCUCCUGUCAUGCGCGUGGAUGUUCGCCUUUGUUUACUACUAUCACACGUCGCGGGACACUAAGAUAAUGACGAAUUCAGAUGUCAGGGGUUCGGAUAAUCGAGGUUCUACUGUACUUUCUUCAUCAUCGAACAGACACAACGAAAACAGAGCGCUGCGACUGAAAGAGCCAGCCUCGGUGGCCCUCUCCGCCGGAAAUUCCGGCAACUAUGUGGACCCAGAUGGCACGGCCAUCGUGAUGUCCUCCGAGCUGCUCCCAGCACCCACUCCGGACCCUCGGGUGACGUGGAACUACUUCGACGAGCAGGGGUACGUCUCCAGAGGAGGUCUGAGAGCUGGGGAAGAUCCAUACGCGAGAAACAAAUUCAAUCAGGAGGCUUCCGAUGGUCUUGCCAGCAACAGGGACAUUCCAGACACUCGCAGCGCCAUGUGCCGAAUGAAACAAUGGAGGAGAGACCUACCCCCCACCUCAGUAAUAAUCACGUUCCACAAUGAGGCACGGUCCACGUUACUUCGCACUGUCGUAAGCGUGCUGAACAGGAGUCCCGAGCACCUUAUCAAGGAAAUUAUUCUGGUGGACGACUUCAGCGAUCAUCCCGAGGAUGGCGAGGAGCUGUCGAGGAUACACAAGGUGCGGGUGAUACGGAACGAGAAGAGGGAAGGUUUAAUGAGAUCGAGGGUGAGAGGCGCGGACGCGGCAACCGCGAGCGUGCUGACGUUCCUCGAUUCCCAUUGCGAAUGCAACGCCGACUGGCUCGAACCCCUUUUGGAAAGGGUAGCCGAGGAUCCGACGAGGGUCGUGUGUCCUGUUAUUGACGUGAUCAGCAUGGAUACCUUCCAAUACAUCGGAGCCUCCGCGGACCUCAGGGGAGGUUUUGACUGGAGUCUAGUGUUCAAAUGGGAGUACCUGAGUCAAGCAGAAAGGCAAGCUAGACAAAAGGAUCCCACGCAGGCGAUCAGGACUCCCAUGAUCGCCGGAGGCCUAUUCGUGAUCAACAAGGCCUACUUCGAGAAGCUGGGCAAAUACGACACCCAGAUGGACGUCUGGGGCGGCGAGAAUCUCGAGAUAUCGUUCCGGGUGUGGCAAUGCGGCGGCAGCCUGGAAAUAAUUCCGUGCUCGCGCGUCGGCCACGUGUUUCGAAAACGACACCCCUAUUCGUUCCCUGGGGGCAGCGGAAACGUUUUCGCACGGAACACCAGACGCGCGGCCGAGGUGUGGAUGGACGAUUACAAGCAGUUCUAUUACAACGCGGUGCCCCUCGCACGCAACAUACCCUAUGGCAAUAUUCAGGACAGGAUGGAGCUGAAGCGGAAAUUGCGCUGCAAGCCCUUCAGCUGGUAUCUGAAAAACGUGUACCCCGAAUUAGUUAUACCGACCAGCGAGGGGGGGCCCGGCGGAUUCCUGAAGCAGGGAACCGCGUGUCUGGAUAGCAUGGGCCAUCUACUAGACGGGAACGUGGGACUUUAUCCGUGUCACGACACCGGCGGCAACCAAGAAUGGGGCCUAACGAAGGACGGCCUGAUCAAGCACCACGACCUGUGCCUAACGCUGCCGGUGUACGCGAAGGGCACGACGCUGCUGAUGCAGAUCUGCGACGGCAGCGAGAACCAGAAGUGGAGGCACCUGGAGGGAGGUCUGAUCAGACACUCGAGGAUCCCGGUCUGCAUGGACUCGAGAUACCACGCGCAGAGGGGCAUCACAGCGGAGAAAUGCGACUCGAACGCCGAGACGCAGAGGUGGCACCUCUACGUUCACAAUCACUAGCUCGCGAGGUCGGUCCCUGGCUCGUGAAGACCAAGGUGUCGUCGUCAUCGUCGGCGAAGCGACCGGGUCCGGUAUCUGAUCGGCAGGAGCCGGAUCGACCUGAUCCGAGCGACCGACCUGAUCGACCCCAACUCCGACCUCCUCGAACGCACUGCGAGAUGAACCGAUUCCUCCUAGAGGUUCGUCGACCAACGAUGGACCCAUCAGCCCUGCUAAAGCCCACGAAAGGGCGUACAGUGACUAAUUCAAAGUGGCAAGACUGUUUCGCGCGACCGUUCCGACGCGAGCCAAGGUCGAAUCGGAGACUUGGAAUUGAAUUCCCGUUCUUCGCGAAGACUUUCUAGCCGAGAUAGAUAAGCACUGCUAUCGUUUCGGUAGCGUAGAUAGGCUAAGCGGGAACAGGCGAGCUCGUCCUUCGGUUCAAGGACACGAUGAAAUCGCGAGAAUCGUCGGCUGAAACGGGCUGAUCCUUCGAGGAACAUUCCGGUGGACUUUCACGAGAUGCAUUUAUACACACCGAUUUCCAUGAUCUUGGACGGAUUCAUCGUCCGGCCGCGAGGUUCGGCUGUCCGGCAUCAUGGCGAGGCGAGGGGAACCUGAGGAAAAUACUCUGAUAUCCGUAAUUUUAGGGGACGAACGGGAUCGCUGCCGCUGGGAUCUUUUGAUCGACGGGCGUCUCGUUCGAUCGGUGCACGCGGCUGAUUAUCAACUAUCGAUGACGGACUUGCGAAAUAGGGAAUUAGGGGAUUUUGGAAGAUUUUUUAGGGGAUUUUUAUUCGUGCAGAAAAUUCACAGCGGAAGUGCGAGAUACCUUUCGUUGUGAAUAAUCGUUGCCGCGAGGGCCAUGUGUUAUAAUUGAAAUGGAUCUGUUAACGAUGAUAUUAACUAACUGAUCGAUUACUUUUAUCAUGUGUGUGUCUAGUACUGAAAAGAUAGGAUUGUGGAUUUAGCGAUCUAUGAUCGAGGAUUUUAUUUAAGUAAUUAAUUUUUCGUUAUAUGUUUUACAGAGUUCGUGGGAAAACGAUUUGAACCAAAUUGGCCCGAUAAAAUUGACAUAACUUCGACAAAAAUUGAAUUAUUUGAUUAAAGCUUUUUUUCUAUAGCCUGCCUAAACAUUACCGAAGAGAUGAGAGUACGAAUUUGGCGAACUAUAAUUGGCGAUAUUUAUUAAAAAAUUGAUAUUUCAGUCGUAUGCCUCGUAUACAUUGAAAAAAUGACAUCGAAAUAAAAUGGUCUCUAUGAAGCUGACAUAACUUCAACAAAAAUCAAAUUAUUUGAUUGAAACCUUUUUUAUAGCCUGCCUAAACAUUACCAAAGAGAUAGGAGCAUGAAUUUUGCGAACUAUAAUCGGCGAUAUUUAUUAAAAAAUUGACAUUUCAAUCGCAUAUAACUCCAACAAAAAUCAAAUUACCAGUCUGAGAAUUUGUUUACAAUCUAUGUACGCAAUACUGAAAAAUUGUUCAAAAUCCAUCACCGAUACUUGCAUUAAACAAAUGAUUUUUCAAUACUGUUUCUCACAGAACUCUGAGAAGAAUCACCCUAAUCAAUGGUCCCUAUUAAAUUGUCAUAACUCCGACGAGGGUGAAAUUCUCGAACUGAAGUGUUUUUUUAUAGCGAGUCUACACAAUAUCGACGAGGAAAGAUCACAAAUUUCGCAACUCUGUUCAACAACAUUGUCGACAAAUUUGAUCGAAGUCCUGCGAAACGUUCGAUGAGAAAAUGUUCGCGCAAUUCAUUUCGUGGAUCCGAAUCGGUAGUUGAUUAUCGGUGGUGCGACACCUUGUAAUCUUAAGGCCACUUCACGAGCAGCUAAAGCCUUGUAGCGAUUUCGGUGAUCGAUGAAGAACGAUCGAGAAAACGGGCCCGCUUCUUAUUCGACCCCCCAAUUUGUCAGGACAAUCCUCGGGGCGUGUCCCGGGGAGAGCUAAUCAAUCCGAUGUCGUAGCGAAUCCUGUUUUUAGCUGGCUUGAUUGUUGAGAGAACAAAGGAAAAAAAGGAAGACGGAAACGUAUACGCGGCCGCGACGCCGCUCGAAAUCGAAGAAAAAAAGAAAAUGGAAAACAACAUUCUCCUCUCCGAAAAAUCUGGCGGACGAAUCGCGGCGUGAAUCGGACGCUUCUCGGACCGGGAUAGCGUGGCACAGGCACGAUUCACACAAAGAGAUUUAUUUUUGUAUAACAAAUUGUACACUUACUUGGUUGUGCGAAUAGUUGGGGACUUCGGUGUGUGCCCGCUUGAUCGGAUCGACGCGAUGCGAAACGGCGGCACGACCGCGGCCUGUCGAUCCUCUGGAAAAUCACGAAAAUUUUCCGUUUUAUUAAAUUUCUCUCUCGUUUCGUUAUUUUAUGUAUCUCUCAUUUAUUCAAUUAUUUAUAUUGCUAAUGAUAUUGGUAUGAUAUGGCGUUUCAAUUUCACUGAUAACAAAUAGACGAGAGCGUUGGAUUGAACAUUGGUUGAGUAACUUUUCAGUGGAUCAACCACAAGACUGAUUUAAAAUCACACAAUUUCGCGAUUUUGAAGCGCGAAUUUUCACGUUUGUUCAAUUUUCAAAGUUCUCCCUAAUUUACCUUCAGCUUGCAAACAAAAAUGGACAAUUUGGGAGAAGAUACGA